GAAAGUGAGAGCGAGACAGCCAUCGCGAGGGAAGUUUAACGGGCUGAAUAAUGGACAAGGUCAGUGAACGUCACACCAAAACUGUGAGCGGCGUGUUGAGUGGGACCUGAACUUGGUCUAUACCUUUUUGAAAGCGUCUCUCAUCUCUCUCUCAAACGUGCAAUCCCUUUGAACCAUUUCAGAUACAAGUAUAAACUACAAAAAAUGUCAGCUUUCGGCAACAAUGAAGACACAGCUGGGGCUAAUACGCCAUUUGCACAACAACGGCUUGUCAGUGAGACAUGCAUGGAUCUAUUACUAAUUGAGAUGGUCGAUACGAUAUGCCGAACGACGGUCGUUGAAAGCGAAGCCGACAGUGAAGCUAUGUUUUUUAAACUCGACAGUCUUGGCUAUGCAGUUGGACAGCGUAUGGUUGAGCGAUUCACAAAGGACCGGCCGCGGUUCGCAGAUACCUUGGAUGUCGUCAAGUUCAUUUGUAAAGACUUGUGGUCCAUUAUGUUUAAAAAGCAGAUUGAUAACUUGAAGACGAAUCAUCGGGGCGUCUAUGUACUCCAAGAUAAUAGUUUCCGAUGGUUCAUGCGCAUGUCGACGGAUAUCGGAGGUGCGGAUUCGGCAAAGAAAGCCACACCAUAUAUAUGGUUCCCAUGUGGUAUAGUUCGAGGGGCACUGGCGAACCUGGGUGUUCCGAGUGUCGUCGUCGCAGAAACUUCCAAUCUUCCACAAUGUACUUUCCAGAUCAAACUUGCAAAAUAAAAAGUUGGGGAGAACUUGGAGGAGCAAACCAAUGGAUCAACUUUCCUUUAUACAUCUUCAUGUGUAAUUUUUCCCUUUUGUCGGUUAUUGACGAUUUAUGGUUAGCGUAUAGUGUGAGUGACAGAGUGGCUGGUGGCACUAUAGUUGGUAUCGCAAAUGGUCGAUUUCGAUAAUUUGUUAUUUUUCUUCUUUUGUACAUACAUACCUUAACCUUUCUCUCCAGAAAUAUAACAAGAAAAUAAGCAGCUACAUGGAAAGGAGC
Molecule: messenger RNA, 1015 nt
Organism: Zychaea mexicana
Lineage: Eukaryota; Fungi; Mucoromycota; Mucoromycetes; Mucorales; Lichtheimiaceae
Product: transport protein particle component
Exons: 5
Coding region: 205-753 (182 amino acids)
Biological process (GO): endoplasmic reticulum to Golgi vesicle-mediated transport; regulation of GTPase activity
Cellular component (GO): trans-Golgi network; cis-Golgi network; TRAPP complex
Source: RefSeq, a predicted model, not a curated record